Messenger RNA from Metarhizium robertsii ARSEF 23, 1611 nucleotides. RefSeq names its product LPXTG-domain-containing protein. Lineage: Eukaryota; Fungi; Ascomycota; Sordariomycetes; Hypocreales; Clavicipitaceae. The coding region runs from base 1 to 1611 and encodes 536 amino acids. The transcript has 2 exons. The record is from RefSeq and is a predicted model, not a curated record.
AUGGAGCUUCCAGCCGUCACUCUUCUCAUCCUAGCCAUAGCCGGCCUCACCACUGCCCUGGAAGUCACCCCGGGAUCACGGUGUGCAGUAGAAUGCCUCGACUCGCCUGGUGGAAACGACUUCAGUGCCUCGGACUCGACCACGACGGUCGACGACAUCAGCUGCAAAGACCUGGACUACUCGACCACCGAUGCCGGCAUCAAGUUCAGAAAGUGCCUGGACUGCUUGCAACAUAGCAAGAAGGUUGACAAGACCGAGUCGGACCUGAAAUGGUACAUAUGUACGGCUCAAGACUCUGGGACCCCGUGCGCCUGGCGUAUGUCGUCAAAGACUGACAGACAAGUGGCAGAUAAUCUACGAUAUACCCUCACCACAUGCAUGUACGCCGCGCCCAAGGCCGUGAAAAACGGCACCGUGGCAGCUCAAUGCAAUAUAGACAAGGCCUGCAUGGCCAUGAAGGAGCCGUUGAUAGAGCCAGGUUUCAACGCCAACCCAAACACCACCUGGGAUUACUGCACCGCCAACAACGGUGCCUUCAUGGGGCCGAACCUCUCGCCAUGUAUAAGUUGUCUCCAAGCAACCGAGGGGGAAGCCUAUCUCUCCAACUUCCUGGCUGCGCUCGAGGCCGGUUGCAAACAAGCUCCAGAAGACGGUGCGAUUCUCUCUCUCAGCGGAAGCGUCUUCACCACCUCCCCCAUCAACACGACGGACCCCUCUGCCAACGACCAAGCGAAUCAGUCCAGCGGCAGCCUCUCGCCCAGCGCCAUCGCCGGCAUCGCCAUAGGCGUGUUCCUCAUAUUCCUCCUGGCCGCUGCCCUCCUCGUAGUCCACUUCCGCCGCGAACGGUCCUGGAACGAGUGGGAACAGUCCUGCUACUACUCCAACUUCCCCCCGCCAGCCGCGUACACAGAACAGCCCAUGUCGCAAGCUUACCGUCGCUACUACACCGGCAACGCCUUCAGCGAAAAGGCGCACCCAGCACAGCCCAACUCCAGCGGCGAAUACUACGACCGCGUCGAGGCAGAACUAGCCGCCUCCGCAAGGCAAAACAAGCAAGCCAACUCGGCACCGCAUAGCCACGUCUCAUCCAGCCCGACCAUCCAUAACCAGGACGAGACCCUACCCGCGAGCAGCGUGUGCCGGUCCCGCUCCUUCGGCCACGUCACUCCAGCGCGAACACCCUCGCCGCCGGCGGAAACUCACACCCACCGCCGCUCAAACACACCAGACUCGUUUGCCGUCCAGGCCUAUCUAAACGCCGCCGAGGAUUCCGCCCGGCUGGCCGCUCGAAAAUCCCUCCAUCCCACCAGCUACGCCCCAGAGCCGCAAAGCAAGAGAACUACAGCCAUUUCUACCCCUUAUCUGCCGUAUAUGCCCAAGCUUCGAAUACCCAAGAUAUUUAUCAACAGAGAGGGACCCAGGGAUGUGCGUCAAAUGCAAAUCUCGCCGCCGUUGAUGACGCACGACCCCAGGUUUCACGAUAUACCCAUGUCUGGACCGGUGGCCAUGUCGAGAGAUCGAGCGCCGCCCCCGUUGGUCAAUGUUGCCAGGCAGGAUGGCUAUAUCGAAGUUCCUUUGAGAAGCGGGAAAAGCACUCUGUACGGCUACUGA